UCGUGCUCUGUCACCUUGGCCGUCAUGUUUGGCUGAAACUUUCAAAGAUCGAUUGUGAAUAAAUUUAGUUGAGCAAUGACAAUUUCUGGCUUUUGUAUGGAGUAAAAUCAAGGAGAGUUAGAUAUAUUCGAGCCUACAGCAAUGGACACUGCUUGCGAUGUAUCUCCGGAGGAAAAUUAUGUCCUGUUCAAGCAGGACAGUCUGUUUGCGGAAAGUUUUCCUUUGAUGAAGGAGAUCCGACGUCAGGGAAAACUGUGUGAUGUUACUCUGAAGGUUGAUAAUCAUUCCUUCUCCGCCCACCGAAUUGUGUUGGCAGCUACAAUUCCUUACUUUUAUGCAAUGUUUACUCACAACAUGGCUGAAAGCAGGAUCAAAGAAAUCACAAUGAAAGAAAUUGAGCCACAUGCUUUAGAAAGUUUGAUAAAUUUUGCCUACAGCGGGGUGGUCAAAAUCGACAACCAAAACGUUCAAGGUCUUAUGGUUGGAGCAUCCUUUCUGCAGCUAAGUAAAGUCCGUGACGCGUGUGCGGAUUUCCUGAAGAGCAGAUUCCAUCCGCAAAACGUACUCGGAAUACGACACUUUGCCGAUACCCUUGGCUGCUCCCAAUUGAUGACCUCGGCCGACCGCUACAUUCAUCAGUAUUUUUCCAAGGUUGCCACUUCGGACGAGUUUCUCGCGCUCAAAUUUGAGGAGCUUAUCGACAUUGUGCGGCGUGACGAGCUCAACGAUUCCGAAGAGCGCAUUUUUGAAGCCUGUAUGAAGUGGGUUAAAGUAGACCAAGAGACUCGCUCUGGAUAUUUGCCAAACAUUCUGGCAAACGUACGUUUGCCCCUGUUGCCGCCCCAGUUUCUAGCAGAUAAUGUCGCCACCGAAGAGCUUAUACGGACUUCGCACAAAUGUCGGGAUUUGCUGGACGAGGCUCGCGAUUUUCACCUGAUGCCGGAGCGCAGGGCACUCGUGUCGGCUUGCCGAACCAGGCCGCGCUGCUGUGAUUAUGUCGUGGGGCAAAUAUACGCCGUAGGAGGAUUGACCAAAAAUGGUGAAUCGGUAAGCACAGUGGAAAUCUACGAUCCUAUCACCAAAGAGUGGAAAAUGGGAGAGGCAAUGUCAAUGUUACGAUCCAGGGUAGGAGUAGCUGUGAUGGAUGGCAAGCUGUAUGCAUUCGGAGGAUUUAACGGAACAGAGCGAUUGUCUACUGUUGAAGUGUACGAUCCCAUGCAGAAAAAGUGGAGCCAAGGGAAGGCAAUGCGAUGCAAGCGUAGUGCCGUCGGAGUGGCUGGGCUUGAUGACUUGGUGUAUGUGUGCGGAGGAUAUGACGGAGUUACUAGCUUGAGCACGGUUGAAUGCUACUCUCCAAAAACGGACUCGUGGACGACAGUUGCACCCAUGAUGAAAUACCGGUCUGCAGGCGGGGUAGCUCCACUUGGUGGGUAUGUCUAUGCGUUAGGUGGACAUGAUGGACUGUCAAUUUUUGAUUCUGUGGAACGAUAUGACGUAGCGAACAACACAUGGACCAAGGUUCGUUCUAUGUUAAGCCGACGGUGUCGCCUUGGUGUUGCAACUCUUAACGGAAAGCUGUACGCGUGUGGAGGAUACGAUGGUAGCUGUUUCCUACGAUCUGUUGAAGUUUACACUCCAGAAAACGAUCAGUGGCAGCUUAUAGCUCCGAUGAACGUGAAACGCAGCAGAGUUGCUUUGGCCGCCAACAUGGGUAAACUUUGGGCUAUUGGAGGAUACGAUGGAGAAUCGAACUUAUCUACAGUAGAAGUUUAUGACCCGAAAACGGAUACAUGGACUUUUGUAGCACCGAUGCGUCAUCAUGGAGGCGGUGUGGGCGCGGGAGUUAUACCCAAUGUAGUCAUAUAGGAAUACUGCUGAAUAGCUCAGCUGGUGUGAUUUGGCUAAGUAUUUGUGUCUGUGUUUUGUAAAUUAUUAAGUUGAUUUUAAGAAUUGAUCCUCAUAUGUACUAAAGGUAGGGCUUCGUUGCAAUCUCGAAUUAAGCUGUAGGGCCAUAAAUGUGAAUAUCUUUAACAAAUAUACUUUAAGUAAGGAAACCAUUGUGAAUCGCUAUAAGAUGAAUAAAUCGUGACUAUUAAAUCAACAGUA
Culex pipiens pallens (northern house mosquito) is the source of this 2106-nucleotide messenger RNA. RefSeq names its product kelch-like protein 18 (gene KLHL18). The transcript is spliced from 14 exons. Lineage: Eukaryota; Metazoa; Arthropoda; Insecta; Diptera; Culicidae. Gene Ontology annotation, molecular function: protein binding. The coding region runs from base 142 to 1866 and encodes 574 amino acids. The record is from RefSeq and is a predicted model, not a curated record.